Molecule: messenger RNA, 2118 nt
Organism: Notodromas monacha
Lineage: Eukaryota; Metazoa; Arthropoda; Ostracoda; Podocopida; Cyprididae
Source: the annotation of a GenBank genome assembly
AUGUUGCUUUCAAAGUUUAAAAUUUUCAAUAUUUCAAUUAUAGGAGGAGGAGGAGGACACAGCGGCGGCGGCGGUGGCGGCGGCGCUGGAGGCUAUGGUGGCAGCGUUGGCGGCUACGGCGGCGGUGGUGGGUUCAGCUCAUCUGGCGCCGGUGUUGGCGGUGGCGGCUACGGAGGCGGCGGCGGCGGUGGCGGCGGAGGAGGCGGUGGUGGAUACGGAAGCGGCGGCGGAAGCAGCGGCGGAUAUGGCGGCGGUUCAAUCGGCGGAGGUUCAAUCGGCGGUGGUUCAAUCGGCGGAGGCUACGGUUCCGGCGGCGCAGUCGCAAGUUCCGGCAGCUACGACGGCGCUGACUCAGACGAAAGUGAUUCUGGCGGUGGAUCCAAGAAAAAGGUCGCCAGUGCCAAAACGUCUUACGGAGCCCCAAAGAAAGCCAAAGCAACUAGUAACUCUUACGCCGCCCCUAAGACGCCCAAAAGCACCAAAGCCGCUCCCAGUCAGACAUACGGUGCUCCAGACCAGCCCCAGGGUGGGUAUGGGGCACCCAUUAGGUCCUACGGAGCACCCCAGAAAAAGAAGAAUAAGAAGAAGAAGAAGAAGGUUCAGGCCAAGGGAGGCGGCGGCGGCGGCGGUGGCAACACUGGAGGCUAUGGCGGAGGCGCCGUCGGAGGUGGAUACAGUGGUGGUGGCGGCGGAGGCGGCGGCGGCGGCGGCGGCGGAGGAGGAUAUGGCGGCUCUUCAGGUGGACUCGGAGGCGGAUAUGGUGCAGGAAUCUCUGAACUGGAAACUGAUCUGAUCCUUGCAAUCCCGCAAUUCGUAUCCAAAGGACAAGUCAGUGGUGGGUACUCUGCUCCUGCCCCAGCGCCAUCUGGCGGAUAUGGUGCCCCAGUUGCUCAGCCUAGUGGAGGUUACGGAGCUCCCGCAGCAGCGCCAUCUGGAGGCUAUGGCGCACCAGCAAUUGCUCAGCCCAGUGGAGGUUAUGGCGCACCUGCACAAGCGCCAUCUGGAGGCUAUGGCGCACCAGCAAUUGCUCAGCCCAGUGGAGGUUAUGGUGCACCAGCACCAGCACCAGCGCCAUCUGGAGGCUAUGGCGCCCCUGCUCAACCCUCUGGAGGAUAUGGUGCCCCUGCUGCUGUUUCCCAGCCCAGUGGUGGGUAUGGAGCGCCAUCUAUCAGCCAACCGUCUGGAGGAUACAGUGCCCCUGCUGCUCAACCAUCCGGUGGCUAUGGAGCGCCAUCUAUCAGCCAGCCAUCCGGAGGUUACGGGGCCCCAGCUGUUCAGCAGCAACCGUCAGGUGGAUAUGGAGCGCCAUCUAUCAGCCAACCGUCUGGAGGAUACGGCGCACCGGCACCUGCGCCAUCUAGCGGAUAUGGGUCCCCUGCGCCAUCUGGUGGCUACGGGGCUCCUUCCAACGGCUACGGACGCUAGAUAUAUACAUAAAAAAAAAAAAAGUUUAAAUCUAUAUAGCGUGAGGAAAGACACGAACAUUGACCAUCGCAAAAGAGACAAGUUUUUUUUUUAUAGCCAAUAAAACUUUCAGCUUGUUUUUUUUUUAUAUAUAGAAAUGAGGGGAAAAAAAGCACACACACAUGAGCUUGAUGGAAUCGGGGUCAACACUGUGCUUUUUACGGUAUCCGGCGUUCUUUUGAUGUAAAAGGAAAUAUUUCGGGUUUUCUCUUGCAUGCCAACAAAAUUACGCAUAUCACGAAAAAAUGCUGGAGCUGGCUGAAAGCAGUGUUGCCAAUAUCUCACUUUGCAAACAAUUGCCAAUCUGUCUGUGCGAGAUGAAAAAAAACUUUUGUGGGCGGGAUGAGAUCAACAAACAAAAGUUGAUGACGAGUUCAUGAUUUAUCUCUGAUGAUUUCUCCGUAUGUGAACGAGAGAAGUUUUAUUUUUUUUUUUUACAUUUUCUUGCCCGUUGGCAACAAUGAAAUCGCGUGGUCUGCGGCAUUAUCCUGAGGAGCACUCGAUUUUUUUUUUUUAGUUUUGUUUAGAAUUUUGAAGUUUAUUUCCAAAAAAAAUGUUGCGGAUCAUUUUUUUCCACAUUCCCUGUCUGAUUUUUUAUUCUGCUGUUCUUGGGGCUGAAUAAAGCAUGAAAAACGAGGAUUUUUAGCAAAAGAA